AUGAAGCUUUCAUUCCUUACGUUUUUGCUUGCAGCUCUGCUGCAAGUCCGUUUCUGCGCCGCGGCUGAUAGCACCGACACUGAUGUCACGAUCCCAACAUGUGGCUUGAAAUGCAUCUUGGAAAUUGUGCCCGAAUCAGUCUGUUCGUCGAUAACGAACUUGACAUGUAUUUGUACCAACGAAGACGUCAUUUCUGAUCUUUCAACUUGCGUCUACGCAAGCUGCUCGACUCGAGACGCUCUAUCUACCAAGAAAUAUUCGGACGUUUCCUGCGGCAGAUCACACGAGGACAACUCGCUACAAAUCAUUGUCACGACGCCAUUGUUCGGAGCACUAGCAUUAUUUAUUUGGAUUCUGCGCCUCGUGAGCAGGUAUCUCACCGGAUUCAGGGCAACAUGGGGUAUGGAUGACUGGAUCAUGGUGCCAACUGUGAUUGCAUCUAUUCCCAUGACAUGUCUGUCUUGGAUCCUCGCGAAACAUGGUCUUGGCCAUGACAUGUGGAUGGUCGAUUUCGACGACAUCACUUACAUUCUCUAUCUUUACUACUGGGAUGAGAUCCUUUACCUUUUCGUUGUACCCGCCACCAAGAUUUCGAUUCUAUGCUUCUACCUGAGAAUUUUCCCUCGGAGGGGUUUCCGCAUCGGCGCCUACGCCCUCAUUGUCUUGAACGUCCUAUAUUUUGUCGCAUUCGAGAUCAUUACAAUCUUUCAGUGCACUCCGAUUCCGGGCGCCUGGUUGGAAUGGGAUGGUGAAUAUGAGGCAACUUGCCGAGACGUCAAUUUGCAAGCCUGGGUUGCCGCAGCCGUAUGUAUCGUGUUGGACGUUGCCCUUAUUGCGCUCCCAAUGCCCGAGUUAUGGAACCUCAACUUGUCCAUGAAGAAGAAGGUGCAAGUUAUGCUCAUGUUUGCAGUCGGUAUAUUUGUCACUAUCGUAUCGAUAUUGCGUCUCCAGUGGCUGCUAGUCUUCGCCAAGACAACAAACGUUACACAGGAUUUCGUCCCUGUCGGAGUCUGGAGUACCGUCGAAACGAGCGUUGGCAUCAUCUGCGCAUGUAUGCCGGCAAUGCGGUCGCUGUUCGCCACCGUACUUCCCAAAGUCUUUGGCACGACUCACCACAAAAGUCAAUACCCUACCGGAAACUCGACCUCGAAUAACGACAAGUCCACAAACGACAAAUCGAUAUCGAGCAGAAUCAAGGUCAAAUCAGAGUUUGUUAUUAGCACUUCUCGAACCAAGGCCCAUGAUGAGGGCUCUUUUGUGGAACUUACACCACUCGACUCCGAUGAUGAGCAGCAUCGGCACGAGCGCAAGCAGUCACGAUUCGAUUUUGAGUGGGAGCGCCAGGAUACGCAAAAGCCAGCGGCCCCCAGAGAGUCUGUGUAA
Pestalotiopsis fici W106-1 is the source of this 1383-nucleotide messenger RNA. RefSeq lists its product as uncharacterized. The transcript has 7 exons. Lineage: Eukaryota; Fungi; Ascomycota; Sordariomycetes; Amphisphaeriales; Sporocadaceae. The record is from RefSeq and is a predicted model, not a curated record. Bases 1 to 1383 code for a protein of 460 amino acids.